Messenger RNA from Anguilla rostrata (American eel), 1517 nucleotides. It is a transcript of the gene pierce2, whose product is annotated as piercer of microtubule wall 2. The coding region runs from base 172 to 504 and encodes 110 amino acids. Lineage: Eukaryota; Metazoa; Chordata; Actinopteri; Anguilliformes; Anguillidae. The transcript has 2 exons. Gene Ontology annotation, cellular component: axonemal microtubule. Gene Ontology annotation, biological process: axoneme assembly. The record is from RefSeq and is a predicted model, not a curated record.
ACUGCUGAACGUCAUUACCCAUGAUCUAAUCGUUUUCAGAUUCGGUUGCUAACGUCGAGUAACCAUAACAAAAUGUUCCCUAUUACAUUUCGAUUGCCUUCUGUCUUAACCUGGUCUUAACCCUCGCAUCUUCGGCAAUUAAGGGUGAAAGCCAAAGGAGACAUCAGGGCGAUGUCGAAAGAAGUUCAGCCGGGAUCAAAUUACAGUGAUCCACCCGUGUGCACAAACCCUGGUAACCCUGUGUUUUCAUGCAUGAUGCAAUCUGAUUCUGCAUCUGCACCAUCUGCAGACAGCAAACCUCAGAACAUCCUCUACAAAACGACAUCCAGCGUCUACGGCUUGCUCCCACCCACAUAUGAAUCUUCGCCUUGCUCCUACCACCCAGUGUCAAUGCAAUUCUCAGACCACCUCAACAAGUGUGGGAUGUACCGGAAUAACUCAUUCAAUACAAGUGUGGAUAGAAGCAGAGUGUAUGACUGUCCUAAUCUGCGUAAUACUCUAUGAGUAAUUUAACUGCCUUGAGUAAAAUUACGUAUACUUUGCACCCCUGUUUUCCAUUUUAACUGCUGGUUUGUGAAUCUUGCCUUUGCUUUAGAUGUGGCACGUGACAUUUUUGUGUGCUAUUCACAUUGUGUAAAAAUGAUAAUGUGCUCUGGAAUUUCUCCUGAAAAGGACUCUUCAUCUAGUCCAAAUGAACCAUUUCAUAGUAACUGAUGGUAUAUGCUGAUACAGAAAGGGUUGCAUAAUUUUUAAUGCCCUUAGGAACAACUGAAAUGUGUAUGCAUUUUGUACAAUGUCUUUAGAACAAAAAUGAUCAAAUGUCAAGUAAUCAGAAGAAAUAAGCAGCAGAAUCCUAUAAGUGUUUACAGUCACAAUAAAGUAUUUUUAAUUGGUUAAUGCAAAUAAUGGUUCAGUUCAAUGCCUAACAUGCUCCUCUUGGAAAUCAGAGGGACCAGCCAGGCUUCCCUGAAUGAUUUGCCUGAUCUUUUCUGCAUCUGCUUGAACGGCUUCAUUGUGAGGGUCAAUCUUCAGAGCUGACUGGUAAUCCUGAAGACCUGUUGAAGUAUGGUGAAAUUUUGAGAAGCAAACCAAAACUAGUUAACUUGAUCUACUGUGAACUAUAUACAAAACUGUAUUCUGUGAAAUUACAGAAGACACAAUCUGUAUAGGAGUAGUAACCUCCUUUCUCCAGGAGAGGACGCUGUAAUAUAGGACAAGAUGAAGAUGUUAAGCAGGCAUCAUGCCUGUGAACUGAAGUUGAUCACUCAUAAAUGCACAGCACACAACAAUGGUUAGUUCAAAACUCAACUGCAAAAAAUAUGGACUGUUAAAUCAUACAUGUUUGUAUGAGAAUAUGAUCACAUUUACAUUUUGAAGCAAUUUCCUUCACUUGCCCUCAUCAUGUCUGGUUGAGUAUAAAAGGGAGGAUAGUGAUUUUUUAUGAUACAAUAUCUGACACAUGUAGACCUGAAACCUGUUGUUUAGUAAGCAAAAAAAUAAAGACAUGAAUGAAGUAA